Molecule: messenger RNA, 1034 nt
Organism: Magnolia sinica
Lineage: Eukaryota; Viridiplantae; Streptophyta; Magnoliopsida; Magnoliales; Magnoliaceae
Product: chlorophyll a-b binding protein 3, chloroplastic
Exons: 3
Coding region: 117-920 (267 amino acids)
Biological process (GO): response to light stimulus; photosynthesis, light harvesting in photosystem I
Cellular component (GO): chloroplast envelope; chloroplast thylakoid membrane; plastoglobule
Source: RefSeq, a predicted model, not a curated record
CUUCCCUUGCUUCCACACUACUCCACUUCCACAACAACACAGAGCUCCAGGAGAGAAUCCACACCGUCCAAUCUCUAUCAGACAGUUUUUAUCGGACACCCAAAUCGACGGUAGAGAUGGCAGCGACUCUAACGGCAGCAUCAGCCAGCUCCGGUUCCCUUCGCAAAUCGUUCUUGGGCCAGAACAAGGGAGCCAGUGCAAAUCCCCUCAGAGAGGUUGUUUCUAUGGGAAAUGGAAAAUUCACCAUGGGGAAUGAACUAUGGUACGGUCCGGAUCGGGUCAAGUACUUGGGACCCUUCUCUGCUCAGACACCAUCAUAUCUCACCGGUGAAUUCCCCGGCGACUAUGGAUGGGACACCGCCGGAUUAUCCGCCGAUCCUGAAGCAUUCGCCAGGAACAGGGCUCUCGAGGUGAUCCACGGCCGUUGGGCCAUGCUUGGUGCACUGGGCUGCAUAACCCCUGAAGUCCUUGAGAAAUGGGUGAAGGUGGACUUCAAGGAGCCUGUCUGGUUCAAAGCUGGGGCCCAGAUCUUUACUGAAGGUGGGCUCGACUACCUGGGCAACCCCAACCUGGUCCAUGCCCAGAGCAUCUUGGCAGUACUGGGCUUCCAAGUUAUCCUCAUGGGCCUCGUCGAGGGCUACCGCAUCAACGGUCUUCCAGGCGUCGGAGACGGUAAUGACCUCUACCCCGGUGGGACCUACUUCGAUCCACUCGGCCUUGCCGAUGACCCCGUUUCCUUCGCUGAGCUCAAAGUGAAGGAGAUCAAGAAUGGCCGGCUUGCCAUGUUCUCCAUGUUCGGAUUCUUCGUCCAGGCCAUCGUGACUGGCAAGGGCCCACUCGAGAACCUCUUGGACCACCUUGAAAAUCCUGUGGCUAACAAUGCAUGGGUCUAUGCCACCAAGUUCGUGCCAGGCUCUUAAAUGUCUCUUGGUUGUUCACUCCCUUGUUUUUGAGAGCACAAGAAAAUGGGAAGUGUGUGUAGAUUAUCAAUGUACUAUGGUUUCAAAUGCUAAAUUCAGCAGUAUAUUCAUCCA